This is a messenger RNA of Nycticebus coucang (slow loris), 4728 nucleotides long. RefSeq names its product ADAMTS like 5 (gene ADAMTSL5). Gene Ontology annotation, molecular function: protein binding; metalloendopeptidase activity. NCBI's taxonomy places the organism in Eukaryota, Metazoa, Chordata, Mammalia, Primates, Lorisidae. The record is from RefSeq and is a predicted model, not a curated record. Gene Ontology annotation, cellular component: extracellular matrix. Gene Ontology annotation, biological process: extracellular matrix organization.
GGGCAGCGAGGAAGAGGAGCCUUCCCUUCUUGUGUUUGGCCCCAAAGCCGCAGCUGGCAACCCCGGGGCUGGGGUAGGAGGGCGGGAGGCAGGGUGGGGCGCGUCCUCCGGUGACAGCAGCUCCCGGGAAUGCGCCAGCUGGGAGGGUCCCUCCGUCCCCCGCUCCUGGCCCCCGGGACUGAGCCUCUCCCCAGUGCGCUGGGGCCCUGCGUGGGGGGUGGCGGACCUGAGAAGGGGAACCUUGGGAUCUGAGCCCAGGCGUGCGGGGGUUCCCACUGUAGGGCGACCGUGCGGGAGGAGGCCGUGACCCAGGACUGAGACCCCGGCGGGGACGCAAUCUGGGCGUCCACGGGGAUAGGGCAGAACCAUGGACUCCCAGAACCAGUCUAAGGCAACUUCGAUUCUCACACAUUCCCAGGCCCUGAGCACGGCGCCAGGAAUAGCAGCCCCGGUGUAGGGAGUGGGGGCGGUCAGUCCCUGCACCGCCCCCGCGGCUCGGGCUUCCCAAGGUCACCGGGACCCGGACGCCCGGACACUAGGCCGCAGCUCUGGGGGACCCGGGCUCUCGUGCGGCAGUCCCCUGCCUCAGAUCCGCGCCCGCCGCUCCUCCUGACCUGGACCUAAGCGCGCCCUCAAUCAGACUCCGAGGCACUUUUGGGAGGGGCCGUCCCAAGCUCCCCCCGCCCCGCACCUCGGGCCCCGCCGCUUCCGCUCUCCCUGGGGCCGCUCAGGGAGCCUGGACGUACUGCCUGGGCUCUAAGAAACUGGCAGCCUAGGCUCUCUGCUCUGUCCCACACCCUCUGCAGGUGAGGCCAUGAAGUGCCACGGACUGGACCUGGGCCAGGUCACCCUUCCCUGCCCCACCCCCCAUGUGGGGGCUUCCAAUCCACAGGUCUGGGCACUGAGGAGGAGCCCUGGAGGCUGAAGGGUGCAGCUGAGAGGCCUCUGCCAGGACCAGGCUCCUGACCCAGCCCUCUUGGGCCACACCCUCUGAGUGUCUCAUAGAAUCAUGGAUUGAGUCCAGCUGGCCCCCACUUCACAGAUGGGGAAACUGAGGCCUGGGAACACAGUGUGGCUGGCCUCUGGCCACACAGGAAGACCCUGGUUCUUCCAGAACUUCCUGCUUCUGCUAUGGACCCUCCUGAACUGUGGUUUGGGGAACAGUGCUCAGGGUCCUGGCGAGUGGACUCCCUGGGGUUCUUGGAGUGGCUGUUCUAGCUCCUGUGGUAGGGGUGUCUCUGUUCGCAGCCGGCGUUGCAUCCGGCUUCUCGGGCAAGAGCCAUGUUGGGGCAACACACACGAGUACCGCCUCUGCCAGUUUCCAGACUGUCCCCCAGGGGCUGUGCCCUUCCGAGACCUACAGUGUGCUCUUUACAAUGGUCACCCAGUCCUAGGCAUGCAGAAGACCUACCAAUGGGUGCCCUUCUAUGGGGCGCCUAACCAGUGCGACCUCAACUGCCUGGCCGAAGGGCACGCCUUCUACCACAGCUUCGGCCGCGUCCUGGAUGGCACCACCUGCAGCCCAGGUGACCAGGAGCUCUGCGUGGCUGGCCACUGCCUUAGCGUCGGCUGUGACGGGUUACUGGGCUCGGGAGCCCGUGAGGACCAUUGUGGCCAUUGUGGCGGGACCAACGACUCAUGCCUCUUCGUGCAACGUGUUUUCCGUGAUGCUGGUGCCUUCAUCGGAUACUGGAACGUGACCCUAAUUCCUGCAGGCGCCAGACACAUCCGCGUGGCCCAUCAGAGCCACAACCACCUAGCACUAAUGGGAAGCGAUGGACACUACGUGCUCAAUGGGAACUGGGCAGUCAGCCGGCCUGGGACCUACCAGGCGGUGGGCACCCACGUAGUCUACACUCGGGAUGCAAGGCCAGAGGAGACAUUGCAUGUGGUGGGGCCCACCUCCCACGACCUGCUCCUGCAGGUCCUCCUGCAAGAGCCCAACCCUGGCAUCGAGUUUGAGUUCUGGCUCCCUCGGGAGCUCUACGGUCCCUUCCAGGCUCAGGUGCAGGCCCUGGGCUUGCCCCUGCGGCAGCCACAGCCCCGGGAAGUAGUGCACCUCCCAACCCUCUCUACCAUCCUGACUCGAACCCAGACCCUGGCCCCAGACCCUUGCCCACCCUGCCCUGAUACCCGAGGCCGUGCCCACAGGCUACUCCACUACUGCAGCAGUGACUUCGUGUUCCAGGCCCGUGUGCUGGGCCGCCACCGCCAGAACCAGGAGACCCGCUAUGAGGUGCGCGUGCAGCUUGUCUACAAGAACCACUCACCACUGCGGGUCCACGAGUAUGUGUGGGCCCUGGGCCACUGCCCUUGCCCACUGCUAAGCCCCCACCGAGAGUACCUGCUGGCUGUCCAGCGCCUGGUCAGCCCUGAUGGCACACAAGACCGGCUACUGCUACCCCAUGCUGGCUAUGCCCGUCCCUGGAGCCCUGCUGAGGAUAGCCGGGCACGCUUGGCUGCCCGGCACUGUCCUUUCUGAGCUCCAGGAGAAGCCCACUCAACAUACAGCAAGAAAGACACACCUGAUCAUGGUCAGUUGAAGUCAAUGUAUUUCCUCUCACCCUGGCUUCCAGGGAGCUCAGAAAUAUCUCCCAUCAGCACUGAUGUGACUCCCCCUCAUGCACACUUGUAUUCGUCCACAUGUAGCCAGAUCCACAGUCAUGAGCAGAUAGGCAUUGAUGAGGACACACUGAAGAGACUUAUUCUGGCUGCCAGGAAACUCAUAGCUAUUCUAUACUCAGAAUUUUUGAGUCUACAUUUAUUCUCCUUGCCUCAUUCUCACUUAGAGACACUGUCAUGAACAACAUGACACCCUCCUGUCCUGAGUACUAGGAAGCUCAUUACUGUUUAACUUCCUGACACACUGGGUUCUCCCCUCACUGCUUUCUCCUCCUCAUAUAUUUAGAGACACUGUAACAAACACAUAGCCCUUAGAAGACAUGCCCAACCAGGCACUGUAAUGUACCAAUUUCUCCUUUUGCCCUGGCUACCAGGAUCCUCAGAGAUAAUCUGGACAGUUCAGCAUUUCUGGCCUGGUUUCUUCCAGUUGACACUGGUGUUCUUCAUCUCCCUUUUUAUUACUGUUUAAUUAAUUUUUAUGAGCACUUAAAAAAAAGGGGGGCAUUUUAGUCACAUGCACUUGGCCACAGACUUGGGGAUGGCUGGUAGACUCACGAGCACAAUUGUAUUCUCAUAGCCUAUACACACCUGGUCACAUGAACCCCAUCCCCUCCUCCUGGUUCAGUCAUCACUUCCCCCAGCAUGUCUGACCCUGAAUAGGGAUGAGGGAAGGUAGGGAACAAAUAGGGCUUUUGUAGGUUUUAAGCCCCCUCCUCAGCUGAGAAGGCAAGUAAGAGCCACUGCUCUCUGCAGAGCCCCAACCUCAUGUACCCUCUGGAGGCAGGAGGCAGAUCUGGUCUGUGUGUGUAUCUGUGGGAGUGUCUGUGGGGUGUCACAUAGUUGCUCAGCAGAUCCAUUCCAGUGGGAUGCUUUCAAAGACCUGUCCCUUCUUCCUCCUUACCCCUGGGCUGGGCUUAUGCUGUCAUUUGGGACAAUCUGUCUUGCGUGGUAGCGUGGUUGUGAUUUUCUGUGGAGUUCGGGGUACUUGGGGUCAGUAGACUGCCUGCAGGAGCCCACUGGUCCCAGCAGCAGCUAGAGGAGGAAAAGGGGAAAGGAGCACUAGCCGGGCAGCGGAUGCAGAGGAGAGUCCCUCCCGCGGGAGUCAGCACAGAGUUGCGUGAUGUCAGUGAACUCGGCCUUUGACCUGGCACGUGAACUCAAGCCAGGCCCUGCCCCUCUGUGGGCCUCAGUUUCCCCAUUUGCGAGUGAGUGCCCUUUCUGUCCCUACUGGCUCUGACGAUGGGAACUGCGCCCUUGCGGAAUCCUUCGUCGGCCCCUUGGAGCACUUGCGCAUUCCUGCGGCGAGUAUUUACGGAUCAUCUAUUGCGUGUCGGGGACCCAGCAGCGCCUGACCUGGGGGGAGCAGGCAGUCACUUCAGUUACGUGGUGCCGUCCAUGGUUAUCUGCGACAGGGGCUGCAGGCAGAGGGUCCCGGGAGCGUCCCACACCCACUACCAGCCAGGACAGGAGCAGGCUGGCUCUGUGGGGACAUGCUGGUCCUGGGCGCCCCCUAGCGGCGGGAUGGGGAAGAAAGGAGUUCACUGCACCCGGAGUUCUUGUAGGAGUUGGCGAGACUCCUGCAGGAGUGCCUUCUGCCAACUUCCCCGUGGACACUCGCCUUCCUCAUCAGGUUUCCCACAGUAACAGUGGAGCACCCAGGCCUGUCUUCCUACCCAGACUCCUAGAGUGAGUCCCCAAGGCUGUCCCAGCUGAGGUCUGGGGAAAUGUCAGGGGAUGGAGGUGUCACGCCCUCUCUGCCACUAGAGCCCCGUGGGGCUGCCCGGCCACCUAUCUCGAAGAUGGUUGGGGGCGCCCAUACUUUCAGGGUUCACUCUAGGCACGGACGCCAGGCUAUGAUCUGAAGCCUGAGAUGUAGCACAAGGCAGAAAAGCCGAGAACAGGAGGCAGGAAGACCCAGGCAGCUGAUGGUCCAGAUGUGCCAAGCUGCCCUGCGGCCACCACCGCCAGGAGCGCCGUUUUCACCCCAAGAUGAUCCCAAGAAGAGCACCUUCCCCAACAUCUUUCCUUAACCCUGGUGGGAAUGACAAAACUGUUUCCAAAGAAAAUCACGUAACUAAUAUCCGGCAAUAAACACUGUUCUCCAGA